Rhincodon typus (whale shark) is the source of this 525-nucleotide messenger RNA. RefSeq names its product septin-11-like. Gene Ontology annotation, molecular function: GTPase activity; GTP binding; molecular adaptor activity. The coding region runs from base 1 to 525 and encodes 174 amino acids. Lineage: Eukaryota; Metazoa; Chordata; Chondrichthyes; Orectolobiformes; Rhincodontidae. Gene Ontology annotation, biological process: cytoskeleton-dependent cytokinesis. Gene Ontology annotation, cellular component: microtubule cytoskeleton; septin complex; cell division site. The record is from RefSeq and is a predicted model, not a curated record. The transcript is spliced from 4 exons.
AUGGGACCAGAGGCAAGCGAACAGGAGAAUAACAUGGCUUUAGAACUUGGGAUAUUAGAAAUGGUGAAUAUAAUCCCCAUAAUUGCUAAAGCAGACACAAUCUCCAAGAGCGAAUUACAUAAAUUCAAGAUCAAAAUCAUGAGUGAAUUAGUCAGUAAUGGUGUGCAGAUUUACCAGUUCCCAACGGAUGAUGAAACUGUUGCUGAGAUCAAUUCAACAAUGAAUGGUCAUCUUCCAUUUGCAGUUGUUGGCAGCACUGAAGAAAUAAAGAUUGGUAAUAAAAUGGCAAAAGCUCGGCAGUAUCCCUGGGGAGUUGUACAGGUGGAGAAUGAAAGCCACUGUGACUUUGUAAAGCUCCGCGAAAUGUUGAUUCGUGUAAAUAUGGAAGAUCUGAGGGAGCAAACACAUGCACGUCAUUAUGAAUUGUACAGACGCUGUAAACUGGAGGAAAUGGGAUUUAAAGACACGGAUCCAGACAGCAAACCGUUCAGGUACAGAACUGAUUUUAAAGUUGUUGGUGUUUGA